AAAUAUAAUGAAUGAAGAUUUGAAUGAAGAUUGCAUAAUUUCAGUGCUCGAAAAAAUUGCCGAAGAAUUAGACGGAGCAAGUAUAUUGUUUCAAAUUGCACUUUUGAAUAAAAAGUGGAACCUUCUGGCAACUAAGUGCCUUUAUAAGGAUCCAUGGAAGUUUUGGUUAUACCGUCGUGACCCAUUAUUAGCAAAGAAAUUAAUAAAUACUUACAUUUUAUGCAAUAACGCUAAUCCAAGAAAUAGUAAAGCAGGCAGAGGAGAUGAGCCAAUUUCAAAAAAGCUUUGCACCAAAAAAAACACACAAGAUACAUAUACUCCUAGAUAUGAUUACAUUUCGAUGGCAAAAAACUUGCAUAUGCCUGCCUUGUAUCAAUGUAUAGAACGGUAUUACGAACCAAAAGAAUCUCCAACCGAUAUAACAGACGAAGUGAGAUUAGAGGUUAACAAUAAAUUUUCUCAGAUUUUUAGAAAGUUUAUUGAUAGUGCACAUAUUAAAGAAUGUACUUUUCACCAAUCGACAUCGAAUGACAAUGAUGCAUAUCCGGUAACAUUGCAAGAUUUAAAUCAACUUAUAAUAGCUAAAGGCACUAUUUUGCGCUAUCUGAACUUGGGAUUUUUCAAGUGUAAUGAUGAAGGCUUGGAAGUCCUUACUAAAGGGUGUACGGCACUGGAGACAUUCAAAAUUAAGGCUUCUGAUUGUUCAGACAGAGCAUUGGCAAAUUUUUUGAGAGCUUCACGAGAACUAAAAAAACUUAAAAUACGUGAUGCAGACGGAAUGAAAGAAACCAUGGACGCGAUAAAAACGCAAUCACAGUCCCUUGUGAAACUUCGCAUUCUCAACUGUAAUCUUGAAAAUUGCACAAUGCCAUUUACUGGUAUUGGGGAUUGUACUCGUCUCCGUUCGCUCUAUAUGCGUAAAAUACGUUUUACAACGAAUACAUCACUACUUUCACGACUUCUAAUGCCAAUUGCACAUUGUGAAUUUCAUAACAUAGAUUUUACGGAAACACAAUUACCUGUUGAUGUGCUUAUUGAAAUUGCAAAAAAAUCAUCGACAACUUUACGACGUGUACAUCUUAUACGACCAGACGAACCAGACAACGGGACAGCGUAUAUCAAUCUCUCUAGUGGAAUAAAAGCAUUGGCCCAACAUGCCACAAAUCUUCGUCAUUUUGAACGGAAUAUUCAUCCGUUGGAAGUUGAUUCAAUAUGUUACUUCUUAGACAUGAUCGGACGAUCUUUGGAAACUUUGUUAAUAGAUUCUAACAUGGAUGAACAUGACAUGUCUAAAUUAAUUGAAAAAAUCGGUAGAAAAUGCCCGAAUUUAUCCGUAUUAAAUAUUAGUUAUUUUGAAUUUAGUCUCAAUGCCUUUGAAUCAUUAGUAAACGGAUGCUCCUUACUGCAUACCUUGAUAAUUAACUUUUCAGAGUCAGUCAAUGACAGAAUAUUAGAGUUACUUAAUCGUGCUAAUGCGUUACAAUCAUUAGAAAUUUUAGGAUGCCCUAAUAUAUCAGAUGAAGCAAUUGAUCGAUUUCAGAGGGAAAGAGAAAUCGAUGUAGAAUACCAAUGA
Cetraspora pellucida is the source of this 1573-nucleotide messenger RNA. The record is from the annotation of a GenBank genome assembly. Lineage: Eukaryota; Fungi; Glomeromycota; Glomeromycetes; Diversisporales; Gigasporaceae.